Asterias rubens (European starfish) is the source of this 1977-nucleotide messenger RNA. RefSeq names its product UDP-D-xylose:L-fucose alpha-1,3-D-xylosyltransferase-like. The coding region runs from base 530 to 1108 and encodes 192 amino acids. The transcript has 5 exons. The record is from RefSeq and is a predicted model, not a curated record. Lineage: Eukaryota; Metazoa; Echinodermata; Asteroidea; Forcipulatida; Asteriidae. Gene Ontology annotation, cellular component: Golgi apparatus. Gene Ontology annotation, molecular function: glycosyltransferase activity.
CUGAGUGAAUGUGAUCGGAAGUCAAGGUCUUUUUUCAUCGAGACAAUUUUGUGCCUUAGUCAGACAAUCAGACCUAACCAAAACCUGCACAAUCAAAUUUGUAACGGAACAUCAAUCCAUAAUUGGUUUAUUCGUCAUAAAUGAUGCAGUUUAAACAGCUGCAGAAAUUCACCAGUGGACGAUCCAGUGAUGUAAAAACCACAAGCAUAGGUUCGAGCAUAGAGGUAUAGAAAUACUUCGAGACUACUGUGAAAGAAAUGACAUAACACCAAUUCAUAACUUGUAGUAGUUUCCAGUGUGGACUAGCCCGUUCGUAAGCGUUUAUGUCUACUAAAUUUCACCAACUACAGUUUCUCAACGGAAUGAGUCAUAGUUUUAAUAGCUGCAAAACUUCACCAGUGGACGAUCGAGUGAUGUAAAAACCAUGAUAGCUUCGAGCACUCUUGUAGAGGUUUCCCUUCGUUAACUACUAAAAUUCACAAACUUCAGUUUGCUUGACGAAAUAAGGGAACUUCAUAGUAGCUCAAAAAUGUUUUACGUCAUCAGCAAAAAGAGUUCGAUCAUCUUUACUGUUUUGAUAACUUGCUUUCUUCUGUUGGGUUACUUGACGUCUCAACAUGACGUCAACGUGGAUGACAGUAGGAGGAACCCAGGGAUACAUGGCGAAGUAAAGAACUACCAAAAAGGGGUUUUAGCAAGGAUGCCCACACCGCAUAGUGGGACCAGCGAAGACCACCGUCAACCAGCCAUUACGGCCGGUCCAGUGUCAUACAUUGCACCAGUGUUUGAAUGCACCAAACCAGGGACUAACAAAAGCUGUGACACUAUGGUCCUAACUACAACAAACACCGGGUUCCUGGACAUCACAGAAAAUAUGCUGGAGAGUAUUAAGAGAAUGGUGGUCCCUCCAAACAUCACGAUCAUCGCUGAAGAUGACAAAUCCUACAAGCGGUUUACUGUUGAUGGCGGUUACUGUAUAUAUUGGAAGUACUUUUGUGUCGAGUUGUUAACAGUUUUUCGUGCAGGCCGUACAAGCCAACAACGCACUGUCGUAAUUCACAAGCACUUGCAAGGUAGGAGCAUAUUUCAUGUAAUUUUAGUAAGAUAAUUAUAAUCAUUGGCAAGAUUUAAUAAUUUACAAUUUUUUCAAAAUUCUUGUGCCCGUAUGGCUGACUGUAUUAUGUUAUUUUAUUUAAAGGCACUGGGCAAUAUUUGGUUAUUAUUACUCAAAAUGAUUGUUAGCAUACAAAUUUACUUGGUAACGAGCAAUGGGAGCUGUUGAUAAAGCACUGUGAGAAUGGCUCCCAUAGAUUUCUCACUAAAACAUUCACGGCAGUGGACACUAUUGGUAAUUACUCAACAUAAUUAUUAUCAUAAAACCUCACUUGGUAUGAGUAAUGGGGAGAGGUUGAUUGUAUAAAAGCUGGCUACGUAUGCCAGAGCAGUAGGCCCAUAGGCCUAUAAUAAAUUAUGAACAUGAAAGACUUGACACAUAUAUUACGCAUCAGCAAGGUUGUACACUGUGCGGUGGUAUAGAUAAAUUAUACGCCAAUCGUUUUCCCUUUGUUUUGUUUUAUAAAAUUUGCAAUUUCAUCUGCUCAUGACUUUUGAUUUUGUCAAAUUAAAUUGCUUUGCAUAUUUAGGAGAUCCUUAUGGGGGUAAAAUGAAUACCAACAGGUGGUCUUCAAUAAAAUAAAAUUAAAAUUAAAUAUUUUUUGCAAAAAUAAAUUAUCAUUUUUUAUGUUUAUUGCUUUGACAUAUUCAUUUAAUAAAUCACGACUUAAAACCCAUCUCUUCAAUCACAGAAGCGCUAAGAGACUUUAUUUUGUAUUAUGCGCUAUAUAAGAACUGUUUAUUAUUAUUAUUAUUAUUAUAACAUUUUGAUCAUUAUAGGCAUUAAAGGCAUAGGACACUUUUGAUAAUAUUACUCAAAUUAAAAUAAUUGUUAGCAUAAAAACUUGCUUGGUAACGAGCAAU